This is a messenger RNA of Daphnia carinata, 3174 nucleotides long. Its product is annotated as solute carrier family 15 member 1-like. The transcript is spliced from 15 exons. Gene Ontology annotation, biological process: oligopeptide transport; transmembrane transport. Gene Ontology annotation, molecular function: dipeptide transmembrane transporter activity. The record is from RefSeq and is a predicted model, not a curated record. Gene Ontology annotation, cellular component: membrane. The coding region runs from base 199 to 2460 and encodes 753 amino acids. Lineage: Eukaryota; Metazoa; Arthropoda; Branchiopoda; Diplostraca; Daphniidae.
UAGAACUCAACGUUCAGUCAGAAGACUCCCAUUUGACCGACACGACCCAUUUUCAAGGUUUCCUAGUUCAUAUUCGUGUUGGUUAAACAGAAAACUACAAUCAACGCAGUGUCAGUGUAGGCGUCUGCGUGUCAAGUCACCAGAUUUGUUUUUUUACUCGUGUAUCGUGAUUGACGCUAAGCGUCACACAUUGUAAACAUGAGUUCCAGCAACGACGCGGAAAUUGCUCACGCACAGAAACACAAGUAUCCGGUAGCAGUUUUCUUCAUCGUCGUAAACGAGUUUUGCGAAAGGUUCAGCUACUAUGGCAUGAAAACCGUUCUCACGCUCUAUUUACGAGAUGUCCUCUUAUUUAAUGAAAACGAGUCGACAGUAUGGUACCACCUCUUUACCAUGUUGUGCUUCGUCACUCCCAUUUUUGGCGCUAUCCUUGCUGAUACGUACCUCGGCAAAUUCAAGACCAUUCUAUACCUUUCGUGCCUUUACGCUUGUGGUAACGUUUUGCUCAGUGUGGCUUCUAUACCAAACACGUUGCCGCAAAAAGAGUUUUCACUUUUGGGACUGUUCAUCAUUGCCCUGGGCACAGGUGGAAUCAAGCCUUGUGUGUCAGCAUUUGGUGGUGACCAAUUUAUUCGACCGCAACAGGAUAAGCAACUGGAACAGUUCUUUUCCGUCUUCUAUGUCGCUAUCAAUGCUGGAUCGCUGAUUUCCACAUUCGUCACGCCCAUCCUUCGCGAAGAUGUCCAGUGCUUUGGGUCCAAUUCCUGCUUUCCACUAGCCUUCGGCGUUCCAGCUCUUCUGAUGAUCAUCGCUGUUGCUAUUUUCUUCUCCGGAAAAUGGAAUUACAAGAUGCGUCCAGCCGAAGGCAAUGUCAUGGUUGAUGUUGCAAAAUGCGUAGCUCAUGCCGUCGUACGGAAAAUUGAAAACAGAGAAGAAAAACACGAACAUUGGCUGGAUUUUGCGGGUGACAAAUUCGAUAGGCAACUCAUCCAAGACAUUAAACAGGUUCUAAGGGUCUUGCUCCUGUACGUGCCUAUUCCGGUAUUCUGGGCUUUAUUUGAUCAACAGGGCUCCAGGUGGACGUUCCAAGCCACUCGAAUGGAUGGGACGUUAGGAGUAACUACUAUUAAACCAGAUCAGUUGCAGAUUGUCAAUCCUUUACUAAUUCUGGCGUUAGUACCUGUUUUUGAGAGUGUGAUUUACCCGUGUUUCAAAAAAUGUGGAUUACUUACCCCACUUCAACGAAUCGGAACAGGCGGUUUGCUUGCUGGAUUCGCCUUUGUCGUUUCGGGCAUUGUCGAACUAUAUCUUGAGCCUACCUAUCCUAGCAUUCCCGACGCUGGAAUGACGCAGUUUAAUUUCAUCAACACUCUUCCAUGCUCACUGAACAUCAGUUAUAUCAAUGACAACCAACUGAAAUGGAUUGAAAUUAACGCAACGAGCUAUUCGUUCGAAAGAAACCUGAAUUAUCAAUCGAUCGAUAUCACAGUACAACUAAUCAGCAGUCCUGCAUGUCAACAGAUGAACUUUACUAAUCCAACAUGGACUGGUGCGAUCAAAGGUGCCAGCACGAAGGCAUUUUCUGUUAUCGUUACUGGACAUCGUGGUAAACUUGAUGUGAUGCGAAUGGAAAACGAGGAGCCACUGGAUAAAUCCAGUACGGGCCAACCGCGGGUCGGGUUUAUUUUCCGGCAGGAUGAUCAAGUUUCUAAUCAAGGCAAUAUAACCCUUAAAGCAGGAGAGCAGAUUGUUAGUUUCACUAGCAAACUUGUUGCCUCUUCAUCGCCAUUCAUCCAGACUGAUGUUCGAGAAAUCGAUGCUGGAACGUACGACGUGUUUAUGGCUCUUCGAAAUGGAGAGGUAACGGAAAAUCCGAUUGGAAAAGUCACUGUUCUCCAAGGUGGUUCUUACACAAUUCUUGCACAGCAAUCUCACUUUAAUCCCCAACUCAUGGAUCUCAACAAUAAUUUACUUUUACCGAUUCAAGUGACGCCACCGAGUUCUGUCCACAUGUUGUGGCUGGUGCCACAAUAUUUCGUCAUGACAGUAGCUGAAGUCAUGUUCUCUGUCACGGGAUUACAAUUUUCUUUUACUCAGGCUCCAGCUAGUAUGCAGUCGGUCAUGCAAGCUACUUGGCUUUUGACAAUUGCAUUUGGUAACCUCAUUGUUAUCAUUGUCGCGGAAGCCAAGGGCAUCCCUAGACAGUCGAUGGAGUUCUUUUUGUUUGCUGGAUUGAUGGCCCUGGACAUGCUUCUGUUUUUCUACUUGGCUGCUAAUUACAUGUACGUGAAAGUCGAAGAAAAAACCAAAGUCAAUGAGCAGGGCGAAGCCGAAAAUGAUGAAGAAAAAGAAAUCAAAGUACCUGAUCGUUCUUUGUCCCCUACUAAACUUGACACAGAAAACUCCAAGAGGCCAACCGGAACGGAAAACAAAGGAUUUUCCGAUGACACUCCUAUGUAAAUCUUUCAACAUAACUUUAAAUUCAAAUAUCCGUAACGCUGUGCCUUCGGGUGAAUUAACAAAAGAAAAUACCGCAACGUCGAUUUUUAUUCGAAAUUAUUCAAACUUACGACGUAUAUUCUGUAGUCUCUCAAACUUGUUAUUACACAACCGACAGCGCGGCCAACGCCAUCUUUCUUUCCAGUCUUCCUGUAGAGUCGAGCGCCAUGUUUGCUACUCAAGAAUUCAAUGGCUAUUGUCCUACGAAGUGAGAAAUAAGGAUAUUGUUUUCAAAAAGCUGCUUGAAAUGCCUUUCUGGUGGCACAGAUCAUACUUGGGUAAUACAUUUAAAUACAUUUUAAAUUAGAGAAAAAUAGUGCUUUAUAGGUAUGUGUUCGAUGCUGAAAAAAGGUAUUACGGUUUUGGCUACAAAAGGUUAAAAAGUUUAAUCAUUCUUAAGCUUUUUUCAUUAAGCUUGGGAUUUAUCGCCGCUAGCAGUGGUUGUUUUAAGGACCAAACUAUAGAUGGAAAUUGUAUGAUUCGUUUGAUUGACUAAAUGGGGACCACUGUUAGUUUUAGUACUUUAUAUGGAAAUUGCUUGAAAAAGUAAUGUUUUAAUGCUGCUAGUUAGUCUGUUUGAAAACAUGCUCAAACACAAACGUUUGUUGUAACGAAAAAGACUAGCCAAAAUAAUGGAUGUCAAUCAAUGUUUGGAAAUACAGACAAGACUUACCA